UUUUUUUUUUUUUUUUUUUGCAGGUUGUGUUUGGGAACACGUUCAGCUCAGCGCGCGCUUCGAUCACCGUGAGCGCACGAGAUAAUCCGGGUAUCUCCGCGAACCUGUCAGGUCUCCAUGCUCCGUUUGCGCGCGACACUGUCGGGAAUAUUGCUCCUCGGAUUUGUGACGCUCGCGCACGCCGAGGAAUGUGCGAAUAAUGCGACUCCCAGAUGCGACUGCAGCGGAGUCCGAGGCGAAAAGGGCGAUCCAGGUUUUCCAGGUCUAACUGGAUCAGAAGGGGAAGAUGGAGUUCCAGGAGAUGAAGGUCACCCUGGCCCCAUGGGCCCCAUGGGUGAAACAGGACAACCGGGUUUACAAGGCCCUAAAGGCUCACGGGGACACCCUGGAAAACCAGGAAGCUUGGGUUAUCCUGGAAUACCUGGACUCCCAGGAAAUGAAGGGCCUCAGGGAUUACCCGGUAGCCCAGGAUGCAAUGGCACAAAGGGUGACCGUGGGAAUCCUGGAGCCCCAGGAACGUGCGGAGCUGCCGGCUUACAGGGUGAAGACGGUGCCCCUGGCCCUAAGGGGGACACGUGUUACUUCCCUUUUCCUGAAGAUUUGAAGGGGAAAAAAGGGUUGCCAGGUAGAGAUGGGCCCAAGGGUGAACCUGGAUUUGAGGGUGACUGUGGACAACCUGGACCAAUGGGAUGUGUAGGACCUACUGGAGCACGAGGACGUCCCGGCCUUCCAGGAGAAAAGGGUCAAGAAGGACGCCCAUCAUUAACUGGCCCCCAGGGUCUAAAAGGGUUGAGAGGAAUUCCCGGCGUUCCGGGGCAGAGGGGUGAAUGUCAGUUUGCGACAGCACAUAGAGAGCUUAAAGGAGAUCCGGGCGACCCGGGAGACUGCGGCGUUCCUGGACCCACUGGUCUUCCAGGGCCGUGUGGCCCCAAAGGACCGAAAGGCUGCAGAGGAGAUCCAGGACCUCUGGGUGAAGACGGGCUGGCUGGGCUUCCGGGAGAGUGUGGGCUUAAUGGUAUUCCUGGAGUCAGGGGAGAACCUGGGCUUCCUGGUCCCUAUGGUUUAAAGGGGGAAAAAGGUGACCGUGGUGGCAUUGGUCCUCCAGGAAACUGCGUAAUGAAUCCGCCUGUGAAAGGUGAAAGAGGAUAUAAGGGCUUACCUGGACCUCCUGGCCUUAAAGGAUUUCAAGGUAUAAGUGGAUUUCCUGGAAACUCAGGCAUUCCAGGACCAGGUAUACCAGGAGAACCUGGGGAGUCUGGACCCCCAGGCUUUAGCGGAAUUAAGGGUGAAAAGGGAGAACGAGCAGAUCAAGAUAUCGGCCCAAUGGGACCCGAUGGACCUCAGGGAAAAUUUGGAUAUCCUGGUGAUCCGGGUCCUAAAGGACUACCAGAUAUUUAUAAACAAGACGGUCUGCCAGGGUUGAGGGGACCGAAAGGCGAACAAGGGUCUCAUGGUGAAACAGGCAGACCUGGUGAAAAAGGUGAUGAAGGAGACCAGUGCAUAGAGUGCCCUUAUGUAGGUCCUUCAUAUGGACCUACAGGACCACGUGGUUUACCUGGUGCACUUGGAGAUCCAGGUCCUAAUGGAGAACCGGGCAGCAGAGGAUCAAUCGGAAUUAAGGGGCAGUUUGGUCCACCUGGCAAUCCGGGUUUGCUUGGUCUUCCUGGCACUCAAGGACCUCAGGGACAAAAGGGAGAACCUGGCUUUAUAGGACCUGGAGAUAAUGGGGACCAAGGUGACCCAGGAUUACAAGGAGACCCAGGCAGGAUUGGAAAGGAUGGGAUUUGUGGAAAGCCAGGAUUGAAAGGCACAAUGGGAGAGAAGGGCAAUCCAGGUCCUGCUGGACCUAAGGGUAACAGGGGUGACCCUGGAACAGAUGGAUUACCAGGAUUUGCUGGUAAAAUGGGAGAUCAGGGCAGCCUUGGGAUUGGAGCACCAGGGGAACAUGGUGAGAAGGGCACCUUAGGAGUUCCUGGCCUGCCGGGGAAUCCUGGAGAUCCAGGCAUGAAAGGUGAACCUGGUUUGGUCUUUAUGAUACCUGGAGACCCUGGAAAGUGUGGAAAAAAGGGUCCUAAUGGUCUACCAGGGGAACCUGGAUGCCUGGGACCCAAAGGUUUACCUGGACUUCCAGGACCUUGUGGCAUAAAAGGUGAAAAAGGCCCGUCUCUACCAGGGUUACAAGGACUGCCUGGUUUAAAAGGUGAAAAGGGCUGUCGAGGUUCUCAAGGUCCACCUAGCAUUGGGCUACCUGGUUUCCCAGGACCUAUAGGGCAAUGUGGAAUGCCAGGGUUGAAGGGUAAUAAUGGCACUGGUCCUCCAGGGUGCUCUGGUCCAAGAGGGUCUCCAGGAGAAGAUGGGAUGCUUGGGCCUACUGGUGAACCAGGUUGUCCAGGAAGUCCUGGAGUUUCUGGACAGCCAGGGAGAGAUGGAUGCCCAGGGCCUAAGGGUGACACAGGACUUGACGGACCACCAGGGGUGACUGGUCCAGCAGGAGUCUGUGUGUCUGGGUGUCCAGGUGAAAACGGAGCCCAAGGUCAGAAUGGAAUACCUGGAAUGACAGGAUGUCGUGGUCAGAAAGGUAGGAACGGUGAGCCUGGAUGUCCAGGGCAAGAUUUGCCUGGUUCUCCUGGGCCAUUUGGUAUACCUGGUUUUAAUGGAGAACCUGGUCCGGCUGGUCCAGCUGGUCAAAAGGGAUACAAGGGGAAGAAUGGCAUUCCUGGCUACACAGGUUCACGGGGGAACGAUGGGCCUCCUGGGAAAUGUGGUUUUCCUGGACCGCCUGGAAAUCCUGGAUGUCCUGGAAGGCCUGGACCUAAAGGUUGUGCAGGCAGUGAUGGACAACCAGGUUACAGAGGCCCACAAGGCCUGAAAGGGGAACAGGGGGAUCCUGGUCCUAAAGGAGAACCUCAGAAUGUCUACAAUCCUGGGGACCCAGGAGACCCUGGAGAUAGAGGUCAUGCUGGUCUAACUGGGCUUAAAGGGGACAAAGGAAUCCAGGGACCACCUGGCAGCUGUGGGAAACAUGGAUUACAAGGCUCCGCUGGACCACCAGGACCUCCUGGAGAACGUGGUCCAGAAGGCUUAGAAGGUGAACCUGGUGUUUCUGGCUAUGUUGGAGAAGAAGGACUUAUGGGAAUGCCAGGUGCCAAAGGUGAGAAGGGGGAACCAGGUAAAAUCGGAACACCGGGAGAUCCUGGUAUUCCAGGAGCAAAUGGCCCAAAGGGGCUCAAAGGUGAACCAAGUUUUCCUGGGCAAGGUGUCCAAGGAUUCACUGGAGAAAAGGGUGAACAAGGCAUUCGUGGCAUUAAAGGACAGAAAGGAGGACGAGGAACGUGUGGCCCUGCUGGUGCUUCAGGAUCAGAAGGGCUAAAUGGACCGCCUGGAGAUUCAGGACUACCCGGACUACCAGGACCCCCAGGAUUGCAUGGAGAAAAAGGUUUUGUUGGACAUCAAGGUCCUCCAGGAUAUCCAGGAUCAAUAGGACCACCAGGUAGUUCUGGGUCCCCGGGCAAUCCAGGUCCUCACGGUAUAAAAGGAAACCAGGGCAUGGACGGUAUUCCUGGAGCCCCUGGAGAAAAAGGGAAUGCAGGAGUUCCUGGAUAUGGAGAUCCAGGGCCAGCUGGUGCCAGGGGUGAAGCAGGUGCUAAAGGUGAACCAGGACCCAUGGGAGAAAUUGGACUUCCAGGACCGUGCGGUCCAGUGGGAGACCGAGGGCCUUGUGGUGUUGCAGGACCCCCAGGACCCUUUGGGAAUCCUGGUGCACAGGGUUUGUGUGUGGAUGGGCCUAAAGGGGAGCGAGGACCUCCAGGAGGACCAGGACCACCAGGCCCCAGUGGGAUAUCUGGUCCCCCAGGACCACCUGGUCUAGGCUUAAAGGGAGAAAAGGGCAACACCGGGACUUCUGGAGCACUGGGAGUUUUCGGUUGUCCAGGAGACACUGGUCUACAAGGGAUUCCUGGUAAACCUGGGAGUGUUGGUUACCCUGGUGAGAAAGGAGAAAGAGGACUAAAGGGUGAAACCGGACCUCGAGGCCAAAGAGGAACAGAUGGAUCAAAUGGUCCACAAGGAUCUGAAGGACUCAAAGGGCAAAGAGGAGCACCAGGUGUGCCAGGGGAAGAUGUUUACUACGGAAACAUUGUUCUUUCUGGAGAUCGUGGUCUGCCUGGACCUAAAGGAGAACAAGGACCCCCUGGAGAACCUGGUCUACAGGGGCUUCCUGGGCGAGCAGGGAUCCCUGGUCCUAAAGGAGCCCCAGGCCGAGACGGGCUGAGCGGUGUUAUAGGUUUACCUGGACCCAAAGGGAACCAAGGUUUAACAGGACUGCCAGGCGCUCCAGGUUUUAUUGGUGCUGACGGACAGAAGGGUACCAGAGGGGCAUCAGGGGCAUCAGGGUGCAGAUCCAAAGCCACCAGAGACAGCUUUCUGUUCACUAAACACAGUCAGACACAAGACAUCCCUCACUGCCCUCAGGGCUCCAGUGAAGUCUACUCAGGAUACUCGCUCCUGUUUAUCAACGGAAAUAACCGAGGGCAUGGCCAAGAUCUCGGCACUGUGGGAAGCUGUCUUCAGAUGUUCUCCACCAUGCCCUUCCUGUUCUGUAAUAUGGACAGCACCUGUCGCUACGCCUCCCGGAACGACUACUCCUACUGGCUGUCCACCGACACGCACAUGCCCAGUGACGUGCCCUUCAUCGCAGGGGAUUCACUGGUGCAGUAUGUUAGCAGGUAUGUGUCAGUAUGUGAGGCUCCAGGUAAUGUGAUAGCGUUUCACAGCCAGAACAACACAAUCCCUUCGUGUCCCUUCGGAUGGCAGUCUCUGUGGCAAGGCUACUCUUAUGUCAUGCAAACGGGUGUAGGAUCCGAGGGCUCGGGACAGCCCUUGUCCUCUCCUGGAUCCUGUCUGGUGAAUUUCCAGAGGAUUCCCUUCAUCGAGUGUCAUGGCCGCGGCACUUGUAACUAUUACUCAGAUUCCUACAGCUACUGGCUGGCUGCUCUGGAUCCUAGCCAGAUGUUCAGUAAACCAGCAUCACGGAUACUAAACGAUGACGAUCCAAGCAUCAUCAGUCGCUGUAGUGUGUGCAUGAAGCAGCAGGCGUGCGCUCGGACAUCCUGAACCCCGGGGGGCGAUGAUGCGGCCGACGUGAAGACCGAAAUGUUUUACAUGUUUGAACUUUGCUUUUUGUAAACGGAGGUGUUUGUUCCCAUCGAGCUCGAAUCCUAUCGCUCGAGAUCCUAAAGAUGGUUCUGUGAGGAUGACAACAAAAUAAUGGACUAGAACUAAUGGACUAAUUUCCAAUUUUUUUAUAAAAGCUUUUAAUUUUUUUUUUUUUAGCAAUACUCAUGUACGCAUUUUUUUUGCUGACCCACUCACUCACUGAUUCACUCAUUCACAGAUUUACUCACUCACAGAUUCACUC
This is a messenger RNA of Tachysurus fulvidraco (yellow catfish), 5416 nucleotides long. RefSeq names its product collagen, type IV, alpha 3 (gene col4a3). Gene Ontology annotation, cellular component: collagen trimer. The transcript is spliced from 52 exons. The coding region runs from base 118 to 5112 and encodes 1664 amino acids. The record is from RefSeq and is a predicted model, not a curated record. NCBI's taxonomy places the organism in Eukaryota, Metazoa, Chordata, Actinopteri, Siluriformes, Bagridae. Gene Ontology annotation, molecular function: extracellular matrix structural constituent.